Molecule: messenger RNA, 4494 nt
Organism: Triplophysa dalaica
Lineage: Eukaryota; Metazoa; Chordata; Actinopteri; Cypriniformes; Nemacheilidae
Gene: prkcbb
Product: protein kinase C, beta b
Exons: 17
Coding region: 151-2166 (671 amino acids)
Biological process (GO): protein phosphorylation
Molecular function (GO): diacylglycerol-dependent serine/threonine kinase activity; ATP binding; zinc ion binding
Source: RefSeq, a predicted model, not a curated record
UGUGAGAGAAGCCGGUGCGUAAGGAGGGCACUUGGGCGGAGAGGGACGCCGAGCGUACAGGCUGACAGUUCAUCGCAGACUGAAGCCUUGCACUACAUGCUCGCACUCCUUCCAACUCACUUCGGCGUAUAGGUUUGCGAGAACUUGAGAAUGUCCGACCCGGCGCAAUCCAACAGCGAUGGAGAGGAGGCAAGCGAGCCUAUGAGGGGUUUCGCCCGGCAAGGUGCCCUGAGACAGAAAAACGUUCACGAAGUGAAGGAUCAUAAGUUUAUCGCCCGCUUCUUCAAGCAACCUACUUUCUGUAGCCACUGCACGGACUUUAUCUGGGGAUUUGGGAAACAAGGAUUUCAGUGUCAAGUCUGUUGCUUUGUGGUGCACAAGCGCUGCCAUGAGUUUGUCACCUUCUCCUGCCCCGGAGCAGAUAAGGGUCCUGCAUCAGACGAUCCACGAAGUAAGCACAAGUUCAAAGUCCACACGUACUCCAGCCCCACCUUCUGUGACCACUGCGGCUCUCUGCUGUACGGACUCAUCCACCAGGGCAUGAGAUGUGACCACUGCAUGAUGAACAUCCAUAAGCGCUGCGUGGCCAACGUGCCGAGUCUGUGUGGGACUGACCACACAGAGAGGAGGGGCCGCAUCCAAAUCACUGCAGAGAUCAAGAACAACGUGCUCACCGUCAGCAUUAAAGAAGCCAAGAACCUGGUGCCCAUGGACCCCAAUGGCCUGUCUGACCCCUAUGUAAAACUAAAACUCAUCCCUGACCCAAAGAGUGAGAGCAAACAGAAGACCAAGACCAUCAAAUGCUGUCUGAAUCCCACGUGGAACGAGACCUUCACAUUUAAUCUGAAGGAGUCUGACAAAGACCGCAGGCUGUCUGUGGAGAUCUGGGACUGGGAUUUGACCAGCCGGAAUGACUUCAUGGGCUCUCUGUCUUUUGGCAUCUCUGAGCUUCUGAAGCUAGGAGUGGAUGGAUGGUUUAAGCUGCUCAGUCAGGAGGAGGGCGAGUACUUUAAUGUUCCUGUACCACCUGAGGGAGAAGAAGGCAAUGAGGAGCUCCGGCAGAAGUUUGAGAGAGCUAAAAUUGGUCCCAGCAAAACAGACAGCUCAUCUUCCAACAUCUCCAAAUUCGACAGCAACGGCAACAGGGAUCGCAUGAAACUGUCUGACUUUAAUUUUCUCAUGGUGCUGGGCAAGGGUAGCUUUGGAAAGGUGAUGUUAGCCGAGAGGAAGGGAGGAGAAGAGCUUUUUGCCAUUAAAAUCCUCAAGAAGGAUGUGGUGAUCCAGGAUGAUGAUGUUGAAUGCACUAUGGUGGAGAAGAGAGUAUUGGCCCUGUCGGGGAAACCACCCUUCCUUACUGCACUGCACUCCUGCUUUCAGACCAUGGACCGCUUGUACUUUGUCAUGGAAUACAUCAAUGGUGGAGAUCUCAUGUACCAUAUCCAGCAGGUCGGCAAGUUUAAGGAACCCCACGCUGUGUUCUACGCCGCAGAGAUCGCUAUAGGCCUGUUCUUCCUGCAUUUGAAGGGUAUUAUAUACAGAGAUUUAAAGCUGGAUAAUGUCAUGUUGGACGCAGAGGGUCACAUCAAAAUUGCUGACUUUGGCAUGUGUAAGGAGAACAUGGAAGACGGAGUAACCACCAAGACCUUCUGCGGGACCCCUGACUACAUCGCCCCUGAGAUUAUCGCUUACCAGCCGUAUGGAAAGUCUGUGGACUGGUGGGCCUUUGGAGUUUUACUCUACGAGAUGCUGGCUGGACAGCCUCCGUUUGAUGGAGAAGAUGAGGAUGAGUUGUUUCAAUCCAUCAUGGAGCACCAUGUGUCGUAUCCCAAAUCCAUGUCCAAGGAGGCUGUGGCCAUCUGCAAAGGGCUGAUGACCAAGCACCCGGGCAAGCGUCUGGGCUGCGGUCCUGAGGGGGAGCGAGACAUCAGGGAGCACGGCUUCUUUCGUUACAUAGACUGGGAGAAACUGGAGAACAAGGAAGUUCAGCCACCAUUCAAACCAAAAGCCUGUGGCCGGGAUGCAGAGAACUUUGACCGCUUUUUCACCCGCCAUCCUCCGGUUCUCACCCCUCCAGACCAGGAGGUCAUCAUGAACCUCGACCAAGACGAGUUCGAGGGCUUUUCCUUCAUAAACCUCGAAUACGCUGUCAUAGAAGCCCAGAGUUAAGGGCGACUCCCCCCACCACCAAAACUAACCAAACCCUCCAUCAGCCCCCCCUCAUCAUAUGUGUUUAUAUGCCAUAUACGCCACGAAACUGGUAUGUAUAUGUAUAUAAACAAACAGCCACGCACCGAAACUAACCCAUCAUUCCACGUGCAUGCCAUUUUAUUAAGAUUAGUAUCGCUGCGGCUUUCAUAACCUUGCGUUGAAUGUAUCCGGCUGGAGAAGCGUUUUGAAUCUAGAGGCCUUUUUGCACUUUGGCCGUCUUUAUACUAGCUUUAUGCUACUUCUUUCCUGAAUGCGCCGUGUAGUGCAUAGAUCUCUUGUAAAUUGCCCUUUAGAUUGCAUCUGUUCAAUCACAAUAGGUGUUCAGAUAUAGCCAUUUGCACUAAGGUGCAUGACUCUUGAGAUGUACAAUGGCUAGCCCUCGCUCCCCAAACCAGCCUUUGUGACAGUGAUAUUGUGCUGAUUUUAUAGUUGUUUUUGCCUCCGGCUAUUAUUGCCUGUUUCCAGAUAUCAAGCGAAUGCAAACUGUUUCUGCAUGAGGGUUAUGUUUGCCCGCCAUUUCAUUUAGUUAACUCUAUAGUAAACCCUAUUGCAUUUUUGGUCGCUAUUUUGGUCCCUAUGACUUGCAUUGUACAGGCAGGUUAUUAACUAAACAAAUGACCAAAGUUUUUUUAAGCAUGAGUCCAUUUUAUAGUAUGCCCGGCUGUUUGCGUGUAUUUUUGGAUGUAGGUAAACAGAGCUUGUGCCUGAAUGUUUUAGCGAUCUGCUUCUCUUGCCUGAUCAUCUCUCACCAUCAGCGAAAACUUCCUCCAGGGUCUCCAGUAGGUCCUACAUAAAGGCAGCGUGUCUCCUGCAACGGAUUCCGGUCGGCUCUCCGAGUUUUGUCUUCUGAUUUAGGCACUGCUUAAAAUUCAGCCAGAUUAUCGAGAGGCAUGUUAUCCAUCAUCUACCUCUUCCUACAGACGUGAGAGAUACGUAUGACAACAAGUGCUAAUAUCAGACGUGACUUAACCUACAGCCAAUAGCAUUUACACUCAUUUGCACUGAGACUGACCCGUAUGUUGGACAUGAAUUACCGUUUCCAAUCCCAAUGCUAUGAUCCAGCCAAUAUUAGUUUAUCAAUCUACUCUGGUGAUACGUAUGAAUAUUGCAGCCGUCUUUUAGCACCAUUGUGGUUUAUGAUGAGCGGUCACCCAUGGGUAAUAUCUUAAAAUUAUGCCUCGGUUCAUUUAGAUUACAGAAGAGAUUGCGCAUGAGCUAAUUAGUCUAGUAGGGAUUUUUCAUGCUGUGUAGCUUCGACUUGAAUUUUGUCAAUAGAGAUCUGCGAUGAACCUCAUGAGGUAUCAAAACCGUCUUGUUGUUAUGUGAAGUGUACCACAGCAUCCAUAGAACACAGUAUUAUAUGCAACAAUAUGCACCAUGGAUUUUUUUUAGCACAUGAUUACAAGGCAUAACUUCAUAUUGAGAGUAAAACAUUACAAGCAUGUAAACAUUGCUCAUCAGGGACAAUGGGAGUUCGCUGAAGCUGGCAGUUGUUGUGUUAAUGGGUAUAAAAGGGCUGGUUGGGUGCCCUGAUUUAGUGCACACGGUUCUGCCAGCGAGAGGCUCAGGUUUAGUUGAGGGGUCUGAUGCAACUGUACUCUAGGUCCAGAAGCACAAUCGCUGUUUAUGUCAGUAAUAACAGCAGAAACCUUAUCACUGGAACUGGAAUAGGGCCACACAUCCAUAGAAAUGGGUCAGAUCCUCCGACAUCGGAGUUCCUGGAGCGGUUAUCCGUGCUGACUUUUAUCGGAAUCCACUGGGGCUUCAUAUCAUAUCUUCAUCAUUGGAUUUCAGGGAACGGAUAACCUCGAUAAUAGUUUCUAACCCUCGUUAGUCAUAAAUUGGUUGAUAUGAUACUUAAAACUAUUAAAUGUACGUCAUAUUUAAGACACUUGUCAUUUCUGCCAAAAUAUCGUGUAAAAGCAGUUCAUUGUAGGGCUUUGAUAUUUUUUUAUUUGUCUAAAUAUAAGCAAACACAUGUAUAAAAUGUGUCAAAUGUUCUUAAAGUUUGUGAAUUGUAUGUGGUCAGAAUUUUAGACUAGACGACGGUGAGAGAGGAAGUUUAUGGAAGAUUUCUGUGUUUUCUAUAAUGUGCAAGACUAAUGCAUGAAUAACUGUGAACUGUGAUUCCAUAGGUUAACAUUAUAACAAAUGAGUCUAGUGUUUCAGCGAUUGCUCUUAAUAUCUGUGUGUGCUUUGAUUCAUACUUCUUCAGUGCUUUUCUUGUGCCAAAGUAUUUUCCAAAGAAAAAAAAGUAUACAUUGCAAUAAAACUAAAACAUCAAUA